Molecule: messenger RNA, 1278 nt
Organism: Neospora caninum
Lineage: Eukaryota; Apicomplexa; Conoidasida; Eucoccidiorida; Sarcocystidae
Exons: 6
Coding region: 1-1278 (425 amino acids)
Biological process (GO): COPI coating of Golgi vesicle
Source: RefSeq, a predicted model, not a curated record
AUGGACGCAUGGAAUGACAAGCAGAAAAGGAUGAUGAGUAUGGGCGGCAACGCCCGGUGCAAAUCUUUCUUCCUGGAGCAGGGCAUUGCAGAUCUGUCGAUCAAGGAGAAAUACACAACGAAGGCUGCAGCCUACUACCGCCAGUUGCUGAAGUCUCAAGUAGAAGGCACGCCACCACCCCCUGCCCUUGCAGAUGGAGAAGGGAAGGAACCGGAAACCGGUUUGGUUGGCCCAGCCCGAACUGCCAGCUUUGGGAGCCGAAGCGGCUCGGGGAUCCACUCAGUUCCGCCGCCGACCUCGGCAUCUUUCACGGAGAGAAUGCAUCAAAUGGCUAAAAGCCGAAGCGGCUCGAACGUUGGGAAAGACCUCGAAACAAUGGCCGAUAACGGUUCUCAGGCGCAAGGAGACCAGAACAGGAACGUGGAGCGAUCGCAGUCCAAGUGGGCGGUCGGGUACAUGGGCGAAGGCGGAGCUGGGAUGCUGGAUAGUCUUGGGUCCGGCUUUGUCAAUUUCGUCAGUGGUGCUAAGGACUAUACCAACAAAGCCAUUUCAACCAUGCGGGGCGAUAAAACUGCAGACGCCAGCGGUGUUGCAGAAGAGGAAGAGGCAAACGCUGCAGCUGGGCCAGGACUGUUCGAGAAGGCCAAGGACACACUAACCACUGGCGGCGAAUGGAUAGCACAAAAGGGCAGAGACCUAGCGACCGGCGUGGCGAGUGCCACGGCUGGCCCAUCGGGCGCACCCCCGCCGCCAGAACUUUCGGCUGACGGUGUUCCUGUGACGACGGGGGAGGACGGGAGCGAGGUGAAGUCGCAGCGCUCUCGUGAAGGCGGUAUGCUAGAAGGCAUCAACACGGGUUUUCAAACUUUCGUGGCGGGAGCCAAGGAGUACACCGCGUCUGCGUACAGUGCCGUGGCCAGCCGAGCUGAGGCGGAAACUAGCGAGGGCGGAUUGUUUGACAGGGCUAAGAACACCUUCCAGUCGGUUUCUGCCAAUGUCGCUGGGUGGCUGCCUAGCAGUGGAGGCGAGACAUCCGGCACUGCUGCGGGAAGGCAAGACAGUGGUCUCUUUUCCCUCAACAGCUUGAGCAUCUUCCAACAGAAAGGAUCCGGGGAGCUUAACCGGUCAGCAUCCGGUGGCCGCGGACUGCUGAACAAAGAGGGAUACGGAGCGACGGAGGAAUCAGACGAGCAUCCUCAGUUUCCAACUCUUGUGUCGCGCGGGUCGGGAGAAGGAAAUAGUGGACCGGCUUCCUCAACGUCGAGUGCCCCAAGCUAA